UGGAUGGGAAAAAAAAAAAAAACUGGCCAUAGAUGACAUCAGUUGGCAAUUGGCAUCCCUUUCAAUAUCUUAUUUCAAACUUUAUUCCACAAUAUACAAUGAUGGAUAUAUACUUGCAAUGUUGUUCACUACAUAUAUGACCAAAAAAAAAACUUGUAACAUAUACUUACCACCAAAAAUAUUAAAAUGCAAAGCAGCUUGAGUGACAAACCAAGUCAAAAAUCACAAGCUUACAUAGCUUCAUCUGAAGGGAGGUCUCUAGAAAUUUUACGCGAUUUUUGGAGAGAAGAAGGUGCCACCCCGAUAGAUAAUCGGGGUGACACCAUACUUCACUUUCUUGCGAUACACGGUAACGUGGCGGGUUUCGAAAAUAUUGAUCCUAAUUUGAGCAGUGAAGAUUUGGAAAUUAGGAAUAAUAGUGGUGAUACACCAUUACAUGAAGCAGCAAGAUUAGGUAAAAAAAAUGUUGUGGAGAUGAUUAUGAGAAUUGAGAAGAAUUUAAGUUUUGUUAAAAAUAACUUAGGGGAGUCACCAAUGUAUGUUGCAGCUGCAAGUGGGGAGAAAGAUGUGUUUGAUAUUUUGACAAAAUGUGAUUUUAGUGAGGUUACUAUGAAGAGGAAUGAUGGCAAAACUGUUCUUCAUGCAACAAUAAUCCAUGAUUGUUAUGAUCUUGCAAUACAUAUAGUAAAUCAAUAUCCAGAACUUGUUAAUGUACGUGAUGAUGAAGAGAUGACAGCUUUGAAUAUAUUGGCUACAAAACAAUUAUCAUUCAAGAGUGGAUCUGAUUAUUUGUUUGAAGAAAUUGGGAAAACACCUGCUGUUCCUGUUCAGAUAAUUGAAACUAUAAUAUAUUCUUGCAUUCCCCCUAUGUAUGGACAAGCUAGCACCAAAAUUGUCUGCAAAAAAAGGUCUUUAUUCACCAAGUUUUUAUUAGGUUGUUCCUGGUUACAAGUUAUUGAUGAAGCAAAGCAAAACCAUAUUCUUGCACUAAUAUUAGCAAAAAUGUUGCUAGAAAAUUAUGAUUGGAGUUAUAGUACACACACUGUGGCAAAUCCACUAAUACAAGCAUCAAACCUCAAAAUCAAUGAGUUAGCUUUUGAAAUUUUGGAAAUAUAUCCUGAAGUUGUUGAGACAUUGGAUGAACAAAAGAGGAACAUUUUACAUAUAGCAGUGGAACACAAAAACAGAUUUUUGUUUGGCUAUGUGCUCAAAAAAGUGGCUCAUAAAGAUAGGAUGUUGGCUGAUAUUGAUGAAAAUGGGAACACAAUUUUGCAUUAUGCAGCAAAUGUUGGAUCACCAUUUAGGACAUCAAGUGGAGAGCAUUUUGAGGAAAUUUGGUGUGUGUUGUCUGUGUUCAUGAUGAUGUGGGGGAUUCUUUGGUUUAAGCAUGUAAAACACCACGUACAUCCACGACUCUGGGAAGUUAGAAACUCCAAGGACAUGACUGCAGAAGAACUAUUCGAGAGGAACCAUUUACACGUAAGAAAAGAAGCAGAAGACGCGGUUAGAAACCUCGCGAAUUCAGCACUUAUACUUGCUACACUCCUCUGCACAGUCAAUUUCGCCGCGAUUUUCACUGUCCCUGGAGGAUUUAAUCAGAAAACUGGACUACCAAUUCUCCUCCAAGAAAGAAAACAUGAAUUAUGGAUGUUAAUAUUUUACUUAGGUGCAGCACUUAUAAGUUCAGUAGUCACAAUAGGUACAUUACUAUCAUUUAUUCUUUGCAAAUUUUAUAGUGAUGAUUUUUAUAUUUCUUUGCCUUUAAGGGUCAUAAUUGCUAUGGUUUCAGUAUUUUAUGCCACAACAUUUUCAGUUUUGGCAUGUGUUCAAACACUUAAUCUUGAUAAUAUUUUUUUGAACAAAGAUGUAUGGUGGCUUAUUAUAGUUAUGGUAGUUGUUGGCUUCAUUAUGACCCUUAUUUAUAUAGAUUUAGCAUUUCCAAUUUUUGAUUAUUUGUAUUAUUUUUUUUCUUAUUCAAUUAUAUCCCAUAAGAGAGGGGAUUAUGCAAGUUAAUUUUGUAAGCUUUAUAUUAAUUGUUUGAAUUAAUGAGAACUUAGAAG
Messenger RNA from Capsicum annuum, 2060 nucleotides. RefSeq lists its product as uncharacterized. Lineage: Eukaryota; Viridiplantae; Streptophyta; Magnoliopsida; Solanales; Solanaceae. The transcript is spliced from 5 exons. Bases 187 to 2013 code for a protein of 608 amino acids. The record is from RefSeq and is a predicted model, not a curated record. Gene Ontology annotation, molecular function: protein binding.